Messenger RNA from Brassica napus (rape), 1250 nucleotides. Its product is annotated as UDP-glycosyltransferase 82A1-like. The transcript has 2 exons. The record is from RefSeq and is a predicted model, not a curated record. Bases 886 to 1167 code for a protein of 93 amino acids. NCBI's taxonomy places the organism in Eukaryota, Viridiplantae, Streptophyta, Magnoliopsida, Brassicales, Brassicaceae.
AUUACCCGUUCGGGUUCGGAUAUCCAGUCUCUCCUAAUUUAAUACCCGUUCGGAUAUUUUGCUACUUCGGCUCGGAUUUCAGUUCGGGUUUUUCGGAUCGGGUUCGGGUGCCACUUCGGAUUUCGGGUAAAAUGCCCACCCCUAAUAAUAUGUAUACAAAACGGGUUACGUCCAAUUGAUUAUCAGUGAUUGAACACGUUAGACACGAAAUACAAUUUGUUUAAUCUGCUUACUAAAUGAUUGCAUAGUAAGUUACAGUUGUAAAAUUUUUGUGUAGGCUGUCCUCGUCAACCAGAAAAACCAUUACUCCUACCGGAGCAACCGCUCCUAUACGCCGGAGAUCUAUUGUGGCUUAUCGGUACUCCAACGGCUCAAAAAAGACGAUUCAAGUUCUGGCAGAGAACUCUAGAACGAGUAAAAAGUCUCAGGUGGAUCUUGGUAAACUCCUUCAAAGACGAAUAUGAACGUGAAUUCAUUAACAAAGACAAUAACAAUCAAAACCCUAAAAUUCUUUACGUUGGUCCAUCACAUAACCAAGCAGCAACAAGUGAUAAAACUUUGACCAAGAACCCUAGUUUCUGGGAAGAAGACAGAUCUUGUCUUGGUUGGCUACAAGAACAGAAACCAAACUCAGUUAUUUACAUCUCAUUUGGAAGCUGGGUUUCUCCAAUAGGAGAAUCAAAGAUUAGAAAGUUGGCAUUAGCGUUGGAAGCGUCAGGAAGACCUUUCAUUUGGGCAUUAAACCGGGUUUGGCAGGAGGGACUGCCACCAGGGUUCGUCCAUAGAGUCAAGAACCAAGGAAGGAUCGUGCCAUCCCCGCAGAUUGAAGUUCUUAAAAACGACUCAGUUGGUUGUUACCUGACUCAUUGUGGCUGGAACUCAACCAUGGAGGCGGUGGCAAGUUGUCGGAGGCUAGUGUGUUAUCCCGUAGCCGGUGACCAGUUUGUGAACUCUAGAUACAUUGUGGAUGUGUGGAAGAUCGGGGUGAGAAUAAGCGGUUUUGGAGAGAAAGAGGUUGAGGAUGGGAUGAGGAAAGUAAUGGAGGAUGAAGAGAUGGGUGAGAGAUUGAAGAAGUUGAGAGAUAAAGCAAUGGGGAAUGAAGCUCGUUUGUGUUUGGAUAAUAGUUUUACCAUUUUCAAGGAUGAUAUUUGUGGAUACAAUAUUUGAUUAUGGUUUUGAUUGAAUCAUUGCAUUUUUUUCACUUAAUUUUAAAAUAAGCAAGUCAAAAAUCUUAUAACAUAAAGAAGAAG